Molecule: messenger RNA, 1099 nt
Organism: Botrytis byssoidea
Lineage: Eukaryota; Fungi; Ascomycota; Leotiomycetes; Helotiales; Sclerotiniaceae
Exons: 2
Coding region: 165-674 (169 amino acids)
Source: RefSeq, a predicted model, not a curated record
ACAAGCAUACUCGGCAUGCUAAACUCAACGUCAUCAGGUCCGAGCUCCCUAACCAAAUUUAAGCUUUCGAACCUCGAUCUUCCAAAUUCCCAAUACUGCAUGAACAGUGAAAACACCUACCUAACCCUCACCCCUCAUUUAUCGCUCCAACCACCACCACCAAAAUGUCAUUCCUCAUCUCAAAGUGCCUACCACGCACUCUCGUCCGCAAAACCCCUCAUGUUUCUCCGCUACGCACUCCUUUCGGUAAGCAUACGCAACGAACGCUCUUAGCGGGGUUCUCUACACGAAUUCCGUCCAGAAAAUCAACUGCUGCACAAUGUCCACAGCGUACAUCAUUAUGCAUCCCUUCUCCACCGCAUAGCCUGAACUCCGGGAGAAGAGGCUAUGCAACUGCGACACCGGCAGAUGCAAUAAUCGAAGAUUUGACCGAACAGUAUGGAGUUGCGCGGGACGAAUUCGAGAUCGCAAGCGAAGAAACCGACAAACAUUCCGUAUAUGCCGAAGCCGACCGCGCAGCCGCAGUAGAGGAAUUGCAGAAAUUAAAAGAUAUGUAUACCUCUGCGAUUGAGGGGGAGUAUGGAGAGGAAAUCAAACGACGUGUGGGAUCGAGGGUGAGGGAGUUGGAACAGGGGGUUGCGGCGCUGGAAGCACGAGCGCUGGAGGAUCAUUAGAUUGACUGGGGAGAGGAGGGGAGAUUCUAAGCAAUUGAGAUAUGAGCGAGCAUGAGGGACACUUUCAUGGCGGAUAUUAAGUUCUCGGGAUUGAAGAAAAAGGAGGAUGUGGCAUUGAGAUUGCGGAUACAAAAAUUAUUGCAUAGCGGAAGUGGCGGAUUUAUGGGAGGUUUAAAUGAGCGGCGAAUAUACUUGCACUCGAUAGGUUGCCAUUUUUUUCAUGAUGAAAGACUUACAUAAACGGACCACAUGCUUCUUUGGAUUUUGAUGCGUGUCAGAUGCAAAAAUGAAUCAAUGUCCGGAUAGGCCAUGAUGCCUCAAGAACUCAUCAAAGGCGAUUCUAAACUCAGUCAAUCUUGCGUGGAACAUUGCAUACAUGUUCAGAAAACUUAUGUAGUUUUAAUUAUUUCUGCUUAUCAUCAUUA